Molecule: messenger RNA, 2856 nt
Organism: Juglans microcarpa x Juglans regia
Lineage: Eukaryota; Viridiplantae; Streptophyta; Magnoliopsida; Fagales; Juglandaceae
Product: zinc finger protein GAI-ASSOCIATED FACTOR 1-like
Exons: 4
Coding region: 670-2199 (509 amino acids)
Cellular component (GO): nucleus
Molecular function (GO): DNA-binding transcription factor activity
Source: RefSeq, a predicted model, not a curated record
CUCGACUGAAAAGCUGGAAAGCAGAGCACAGACCGAAGACUUUAGCAUACUCUCUCUCUCGGUGGGACAAGAUCUCUCAUCUUUUCUAGUUCUCUCUCUCUUCUUCCUUAGCCGCCUUAUAAAACACGGACCCUGUCUAAUGCUCGCUCUGUUUUCGCUGCAAUAUCGGAUUGUUUAUGGAUUGAUCCGAGAAGUUGAAAUCCCUGAAAAAUAUUCGCCGAAAUGCCUUCACUUUGUUUGUCUAGACCAGAAAGUAGAAUUAUUUUAUUCAUUGUUUGAACGUACGUAGGAUCAGGUAGUAGUUCCGUUGCCGGAGAUCAAUUUCCCGGUGUUGGUUGUGGGUUCUUUGCUUCAUUUAACUUCUAUCAGCCGAGAGAAGAGCUUUUGUUUUCAGUCUUAGCGUAUAAUCAUUGAGGUUCCUUGAGGUACUGUGAAUUUUGGUAAGACAUCCGUCAGAGCCGGUAGGUAGGUAAAGAUUAGGGAAAAUAAGGCUGAUUGACUGGUAGAUAAGAGAGAGAGAGAGAGAGAGAGAGAAACCCCAAAACAUUGUCUCCAAAAGCUUCUUUGGAAAUCUAGAAAAUGCCCUGAGAUUUUUUGUUUGUCUUUCAAUUUUGUGCUUGUUUAGUAAAUUGUUCCCAAGAAAACCCUAGCAAAAAUUUCCCAGUAUCUAUGCCGGUCGACUUGGAUAAUUCCUCUACGGCUUCCGGGGAAGCUAGCGUCUCUUCCUCUGGGAAUCAGAGUCAACCCCCAAAGCCCACAGCUAAGAAAAAGCGCAACCUCCCUGGAAUGCCCGAUCCAGAUGCGGAGGUGAUUUCUCUGUCUCCGAAGACCCUCAUGGCCACGAACCGAUUCGUAUGCGAGAUUUGCAACAAAGGGUUUCAGAGGGAUCAGAACCUUCAGCUCCAUCGUCGGGGUCACAAUCUACCGUGGAAGCUCAGGCAGAGGUCGAGCAAGGAGGUUAAGAAGAGGGUUUAUGUUUGUCCUGAGCCGUCGUGCGUGCAUCACGAUCCAUCGCGAGCCCUGGGCGAUCUCACGGGGAUAAAGAAGCAUUUCUGUAGGAAACACGGUGAGAAGAAGUGGAAAUGCGAUAAGUGCUCGAAGAAGUACGCGGUGCAGUCCGAUUGGAAAGCUCAUUCAAAGAUUUGUGGCACUAGGGAGUACAAAUGCGACUGUGGGACUUUGUUUUCUAGGAGGGAUAGCUUUAUCACCCACCGGGCGUUCUGCGAUGCGUUGGCAGAGGAGAGCGCCAGAGCUCAGACUCAGCCGUUGGCGAAUCCAACUUCGGAGCCAAACUCGAAUGCAAAGGCAGUUGAUUCACCAGCCCCGCCUCCAGCCCCAGCUCCAGCUCCAGCUCCACCAGCAGCACCACGGCCAAGUACUGGUCAAAUAUCCUCGGUUUUGCCGACUAAGAGUCCGGUGUUACCGGAAAAUCCCCAGCCAAUAGUAGAAGAAGCACCUGCUGCUGCGACAGGCUUAAAUGGGAGCUGUAGUAGCACCACCAGCUCAAGCAGCAAUGGCAAUACAAGCUGUAGCGUAUUCGCAAGCUUAUUUGCUUCCUCUACUGCAUCAGCAAGCUUGCAAACUCCUCAAACUCCUGCAUUUACCGACUUAAUCCGUGCUAUGGCGCGUCCUGAUCCCCCAACAGAACUUGCACGGCCUUCAUCUACAGAACCAAUUUCUCUCUGCCUCUCCACUAAUCACGCGUCAUCAUUAUUUGGGACUUCAGGGCAAGACCGUCGGCAAUAUGCGGCACCACCACAACCAGCAAUGUCUGCCACCGCACUACUACAGAAGGCUGCCCAAAUGGGGGCAGCCGCCACCAAUGCAUCAUUGCUCCGUGGGUUUGGUAUAGUUUCAUCAUCAUCUUCAUCUGGGCAGCAGGAUGGUUUGCACUGGAGUCAGAGACAAGUAGAGCCCGAGAAUUCCUCAGUUCCUUCGGGGCUUGGACUUGCCCAUUGUGAUGGAGGCUCAGGAUUGAAGGAAUUAAUGAUGGGAACACCUUCUGUCUUUGGUCCUAAGCAAACCACUCUUGAUUUUCUUGGAUUGGGAAUGGCUGCUGGUGGCAGCCCCAGCAGUGGCCUGUCAGCUCUAAUUACAUCUAUAGGCGGUGGUCUUGACGUAGCCGCGGCAGCAGCAUCCUAUGGAGGAGGAGGAGGAGGAGGAGAAUUCUCUGGCAAAGACAUUGGAAGGAACUCAUGACACGUUUGAAGGAAACAGUUCAGAGUAUUUCACUGUUUGAUAUGGAGAAAGGAUCCAUUGAUACGGUCUUUGGUCAACUGGAGUUGCCGGACGAACAAUAAUAAACCGACAAUUUUCUCAUAAAAAAAUAUUGCCCUUUUGAAGGUAAGAACUAGGCCAAAGGCAGUUAGGUCUUUUUCACUGUUUUGCUGCCUUCGAUGACCAGGGCGAUCAGUUCCUUGUCGUGUGGUGUUAGACUCUUAAGUGAGCCAAUUUGCCAUAAAAGCAUGGGACCCUUUUUCUUUCUUCAAAUGCUGCAAAAUGGGGUCAUGUUUAUUCGCAAUAUACUUGUGCCGAUACAUUGUAUUUGCAAAAGGUCGUCCAAAGCUAGAACAAAACGGACCACCAAUUAUUUAAAUCUGCUAGUAUUUUUUUUUUUUAAUCCAAGCCUAGAGCUUUGAAAUGCCAGCGCAGGGGAGGAACUGAUUUGGGCUGCCGUUAUGUCAAGCAUGGACGACUUUGGCUUGGUCUCUGUACAUGACACGUGGCUUUUGGCUAGGGAUCGUCGGCUUGGUCAACCUUCAACCUCUUGUAAUUAUAUUUAAAUUAAAUUGUGCUUUUGUCUUUUGAGGAUGAUUCUGCUUUUGGGGGGUUUUUUAAAUUAUAGAUCUAUUGGAU